AAAACGCUGCGCAGUGAAAAUCAGCAGUGAAUACAGUAACGAGAAAGGCCAUUUUCUGAAGGAACACGCACAUCAAUUUGAAAUUCAGUUCACCAAAUCAAGGAUUUGUAAUUAUUCAACACAAUGCUGCCACACAGUACGAAGAUAUCGCUUUUAAUGUUGGGGGUGUGUGCAGUUUUUUUCUGUGACGGGCCUUUUGGCGGAGUGCGGACGACUAGUGCAUUUGUUCCUGGCGCCGGGCGUUGUAUACCAGGUAGCUUGUUCAACAAGUAUUGCCAUGGGUUGUCGUCAAAAAUGACAGUUUCACAAAUGGAAAAGCAGUCAACGGAUGCUUCGAAGGGCAUGAGUAGGGUAACUCGUCUUAACCGCUGUAUCCCUGGGGCGGAGAUGAGCUGGUGGUGUCGAUAUGGUCGAAGCGAAGGCGAUGUAGCGGAAAAGAAGGUCUCGGAAAAGAAAGAAAGCGCCUACGGUCUGGAUACAUCUCUUGACUGCACUGGCCCCGGUGCAGAAGACAAUCCUAUGUGCCGAGAAAGACAAAGGCGGGUGCAGUUUGUGAAUCGCGGAAGACAGUCGUUCGGAAAUCGGUGUAUCCCAGGCGAGGAGUUCAACUACUUUUGUCGAGGAAGAAAAUCACAGGGCAAUGCACAGGUUCAACCAAAAGAUUUCGACGAUAGCAACGGCAGUCUUAACAAAUGGCAAAAUGAUGAUUCGAUUUUUGAAGACAAAAUAAGGGAGCUCCUGGGACAGGAACGUGAUGGAGAACUCGAGAAAUAGUUUACACAGAUAAAUGAUAACAAACACGUUUUUAGUGACCGAUGCCAGCAGACUUUCAUCCAAUGACACUACAAGUUAGAGCGGACAGAGAAAAACGUACAACGUCGACGCCCGUACCAGACAUUACACGUUUUGCUCGUCACUCUGCCACGUAUCACCGCCAAUGCGAGAAAACACACACACACACACACACACACAGAGUCAGCUAGCAUGUGAAUUGCUGUGCACUAAAGCAAGGGGAGAGAUAUAUGUAGGUUACAGCGUGGAACCGUACUGAAGCGGCGCGUUCGUUUGGAAGAAAGGAAAUACGACCUAAUUAUUCAAACGAGAUUUCGCGACGCUGUCGACCGUUUAACGAAAAAAAAGCCUGGAGAAUAUCCACGAAACAGAUUUUGA
This is a messenger RNA of Saccoglossus kowalevskii, 1170 nucleotides long. RefSeq lists its product as uncharacterized. Lineage: Eukaryota; Metazoa; Hemichordata; Enteropneusta; Harrimaniidae. The record is from RefSeq and is a predicted model, not a curated record.